This is a messenger RNA of Penicillium angulare, 1170 nucleotides long. Its product is annotated as tRNA maturation protein LHP1. Gene Ontology annotation, molecular function: mRNA binding. The transcript is spliced from 3 exons. The coding region runs from base 1 to 1170 and encodes 389 amino acids. Lineage: Eukaryota; Fungi; Ascomycota; Eurotiomycetes; Eurotiales; Aspergillaceae. Gene Ontology annotation, biological process: RNA processing. The record is from RefSeq and is a predicted model, not a curated record. Gene Ontology annotation, cellular component: nucleus.
AUGUCCGAAGAACAGAAGCCCGUUGCCAACGUCGAGGCAGAGCAGGAUGUGCAGAACGUCCUUGCUGAGCUGAAGGGAGAGAAUGGCGCCGAGAAGCCUACCCAGGAAGACCCCGAAGAGGCUCGCAUUGUCGCCGAGGCUGCCAAGCUGGGUGAGAAGUCCGAGAAGUCUCAGGAGAAGUCGCAUCACGAGGAGUCGCGCGGUUACCAGCGCGGUCCCCGUCGCAAUAACGCCAAGUUCGACCCCUCCUCCCAGAAGGAGACCGACGACCCCGUCGAGAUCCGCAAGCAGGUUGAGUUCUACUUCUCCGACUCCAACCUUCCCCUAGACCGUUUCAUGCUCUCCCAGGUCGGUGGCAGCGCCAACAAGGCAGUUCCUCUGGAGACAUUGCACUCCUUCAAGCGCAUGCGUCGCUUCCAGCCCUUCAGCGCCGUUGUUGAGGCUCUUAAGACAGCAGAGACCGUUGAGCUUGUUGACAACGACACCGCUGUCAAGCGCAAGGUUCCUCUCCCCGAGUCCAUCACCACCGAGACCAACGAGAACGCUGCCAAGGUCUUCGAGGAUAAUGCCAUGCCCCGUAGCAUCUACGUCAAGGGCUUCGGACGUGAAGAGCCCAGCACUCAGUUUGACAUUGAGAAGUUCUUCGCUCCUUACGGACCUACUAACGCCAUCCGUCUGCGCCGCGGCCACGACAAGGGUUUCAAGGGCAGUGUUUUCGUCGAGUUCUCCACCGAGGACCAGCAGAAGGCAUUCCUCGCUCGUGAGGAUAAGCCCCAAUGGAAUGGCGAGGACUUGAUUAUCAAGAGCAAGAAGCAGUACUGCGAGGAGAAGGUCGAGGAGAUCAAUGCCGGCAAUAUCGAGGCCAACCCCCGUCACGGUGGCCGUGGUGGUGGUCGCGGUGGUCGCGGUGGUCGUGGUGGACGUGGUGGCCGUGGCCGUGGUGGUCGUGGUGGCCGUGGUGGCCGCGAUCGUGAUAACCGUGAUAGCCGUGACGGCCGUGACUGGCGGGAGCGUCGCGAUGAGGACCAGAAGAAUGGCUUCAAGGACCGUCAGCCAGAGAAGGAUUCUCGUGGCGUCCCCGUCAUUCAGAGCACCUCCGGCGAGAAGCGCACUCGCGAUGACGAUGCCAACGGCGACCGCCCUGCUAAGAAGGUCGAUGCCAAGCAGUAA